AUGUCGCUCGAACAUGCCCGCGAUGCCGUCGAUCUCGACUCCAGCAGUGAAAAUGUCGAAGCCGCUGUGGCUGGGUACGCACUGAGCGUGGCAUUGAUAUCUGAGGUUAUGGAGCGAGUUAGGGCAGAAAAUAGUACUGCUAAGGAAGAAAACCUCAUCCGGCUGCAAAAUCUUCAUGAUACCUACGGAGAUCGCAUGAGCAUUUUGUGUCUGAUCCAUAACCUCCAAAAACCCGAAAUAUCAUAUCAAGCGGCUAUAUUACUCACAGCAAACCACACAGAUCAUCGGUACUAUGAUCUCAGUCAGCCAGUUUCAACGGACUCCGAGAGUUUGACUUCGUACUCAGUUGCCUCCUCGCGUACAGAUGAGUCUGACUACGGUUUAUUUUACACACGAAGAGCUUUGUCACAUACGUCAGAGGAGUAUUGA
Messenger RNA from Psilocybe cubensis, 429 nucleotides. RefSeq lists its product as uncharacterized. Lineage: Eukaryota; Fungi; Basidiomycota; Agaricomycetes; Agaricales; Agrocybaceae. Bases 1 to 429 code for a protein of 142 amino acids. The transcript is spliced from 2 exons. The record is from RefSeq and is a predicted model, not a curated record.